UAUUUUCGUUUAUUUCACAGAGCUAAAAGCUCAAAAUCAAGUCUCAAUUUUCUGUCGUGAAUUUUGAUGAAUCUUUUUUAUAUGUCAAACUGAAGUACAAAAUGAAGGCUUGUAUGAAGGCUUCCCAUCUUUCUGUUCGCUAUUGUGUUGAAAUUGUUUGGACCUCGGUAAUCCUAGAUUUUAUUCGCACAAUUCUUUUGCAAUUCGGGUGCAUGCAAAGAAAAUGUUAGUUGAAGCAAGGCGUUUGCGUAUUGUUUGUACAGUAUUGCUGCAAAGUCCACGACAGACGCGGGGGCGACGUUUUCUGCCGGCACGGCGUCAUGUGCUUGGCACAUUGUUGAACACGCAGCACAUGACACAACGAGCAGCGGGACGCCACCACAUUUGUGGGUCGACAAAUCGCUACUGAAACGGUUCUCAACCCAAGCUGUUUUGUCACUUUCGGUACAACGAAACAAAGGAACCCAUCAUGCAGUUUAACUCGAUUCAACGGGACAACAACAUUACAACAGUCGGAGAAAUUGUUUAUUUUCAAAUCAUUUAAUUACAAUUCACAGCGGCUCCAAAUGAAAAGAUUACUCAAAGAUAUGCCCGCCAAAUUUAAAGCACAUUGCUCAUCAAAUAUAAAACGAGUGUACAUAAGCAUGGCUCAAUUAUUUCAUGUGUUCUGUGAAUUAUUUACGAGGUUGUAAAAUAUUGUGUCAGCGGCGAAACAAACAACAACCAGAUUAGCAAUUAUGCUAUUUUAUCCCCCAAGAUAACUGAUCCUAAUUAUAUUGUGAAUGAUCUUAUAAUAAAAAUGCAGUAUACCACCGCUGGAUCGAGGCCACCAUUCAUUGACUAGUGUGUUUAUCAAACAGCAAAUUCGUUACCUUGUUUCAACUCGCGUGGUCAAAAAAUACCUCAUCAAUGUAACUGACAAUAAUAAGAAUUGAUAGUCAUCGAUUUAAGAUGGUGAUACCUACACAGAAAAUAGGGUGUGUUGAAUUUCCCCUAUUCUAUUUCGUCCAGUGGUUGUACACAAUAAAGUGCCCUGGAGUCAGAUACAUUUUUAAGUAGAUCUUUAGUCGACUUAAAAAUGCAUCUGGAUUCAGAUGGAGAAAUAAAUUCAACGAAAACCUUUCCAGUGGAGGAAAAAGGAAAAAGGGAUGUACACAGAAUUGGUCAUGAAACAUGACGCGCCUUUCUGCAAAGAGGAAGUAGGUCAAGGAGUACAAGCAAAACAUCGAGUCUUCUGCUUCUUCUUGUGUUUUGACGCUCGCCGGCAGAAAGGUUGCGUAUUCGCCCUCUAAAUCGAAUCUUACCUCGUCGUUUGGUGACAGAAACAAACAAACAAACAAACAAACGGAACAUGAUAACGUCGAUCAGUCGUGUCCAACACGCUGGUUCUUUGGAAAGCACGGAAAACCUUUGGCAAAAGCUCGUGUUUUGAACUUCAGGGCGAAGAAAUGGCCGCAAAAGCCGAGCGGUCGCAGCGCUAAGUCCAACUGCCUGGAGCGUAGGCAGCCCGCCUUUGUUUGGCAGGCGGUGGGCCUCAUCAUGCUGGGCCGCACGUGGCCACUGGGUGUCACUCGUGCUCCACCCGAGAAGCUUCACCCUUCCCAACUUGACCGCGCUGACGUCACAGCAGUCUGGAGCAUCAAGGCCACUUCCAUGCCGCGAUUGGUCUUGAAAGUCACAUGACCACGUCUCCUAGCAUCCAUAAUUAUGUUGCUGAUAUAUUUUUGGCGCCCCCCUCCUUCCUAAAAGAUGUCAGCAUCCUCCUGUCUUUCUUGUGUCGGAAGGAUCCACCACCGGGGCUAAAACCAUGUCAUGUCCCAAUAACAUGGCGGCCGGCAACUUCCUGAUGGAUUCCUUAAUGGGAGGAUCAUCAUCAUCUUACAGGAGUGACGCUUACUCCAACGGGCCCGGGAUGUUCGUGGACUGCGGCUACUCCGGCGGGAGAAACACGGAGGCCAAGCUGGCCCCGUCUUGCCUCUCCAAGACCACCGCCGGCGGACUCGCGGCGGACGGGCUGCCGCUCGCCAGCCUCCACAACGGGCCCUACCUGCCGGCGCAGAUGGCCACAUGGAGCCGGAGCUCUAAGUCCGGGGGGGAUUCGCAACCUGUUGCCCCGUGUUUACAACCGUGCCACGUCAAAGAGGAGGCGUUUUGUGGCCGCUAUCCGGAUGACGGCAAUCAUAACAGAGACACAGCAGAGCCGGCCGUCUACAUCCGGCUGGGGGACAAUGGCUGCCGACCCCAGGCGAGCGGCGUCUUCCAGGUGCACGGCGCUGAGGAACGGCUUCGGCCGGCCCCCUCCGGAUUGCCUCUUGGUCUCCCGGCCGCGGCGGCCGAACCGAGUUCGGGCCGUGAGAGCGCGGGCGGGGAAGCCGGCCAGGUGGAUGAUGACGAGGAUCGGGACACUAAGCAGAAGGCCAAGAGUGACAGCUGCUCGGAGGACUCGGAUGUGCAAUUCAAAGAUGUUUCGUCGGAGAAGACAAGCGGAAGCUGGUUGAAGGCCAAAAGCGGCCGCAAGAAGCGCUGUCCUUACACCAAGCACCAGACGCUGGAGCUGGAGAAGGAGUUCUUGUUCAACAUGUAUCUGUCCCGGGAGCGCCGCCUGGAGAUCAGCCGGAGUAUUAACCUGACCGACCGCCAAGUCAAGAUCUGGUUCCAAAACAGGCGCAUGAAGCUCAAGAAGCUCAACAGGGAGAGUCGCCACAGGGAGCAAGGCGCCGUCUAUCACUACGUUUAAAACGCACUCACACGUACGCACGCACACACACACACACACACACACACACACACACACACACACACACACACACACACACACACACACACACACACACAUGCGUACGCACACUCAUACACACACGCAAAUGCAUGGACAGUCAGUUCGGUCACUAAUGAACAUCGAACCAUUCAUCAACAGCGGAGGCGUUCCUUAGUACACACUCUUCAGUGACUCAUGAUUGGAUACCCGGAAGAUGAUCUUGUGUGUGGAUGACACGCACACGUCCAGCUGUGCUUGUGCACGAGAUGACUACGCCGCUACGUCACGUCACGCCAAAUAGUGUCAGAACAACACGCACACACACACACACACACACACACACACACACACACACGCACGCACACACACACACGCGCGCGCACACACACAAAGGCAGGGCGGCCAACUUGUCCCUGCAAAAAGUGUGAGCGAGAGUGAUAGAGAGAAAGUGCUGCUGAGAGCAUCAGGCCACUUUUAAUAGAAGCGCGAGACCAUAACCUUGAUUUAAAUAUUAUCCAGGUGACCACAGCAAGUCAAGGUCAUAAAAGUCUAAUGUCAGCUUCGCCCUGGAAAGCGUUGGGGGUGGAUUUUAUGAUCUGCAAAUAUAAUGUGCCGCAGCAGUAAAGAUGCGCUUUAAAAGGUGUGCGUGCGCGGAGGAGGGCGAAUCGGCACAUGCACGGGGCGCCGGCUGCAAAGUGCACCAUCGAGCAAGCACACUUGGAGGCUGCAGCCGGCUGCCAGAAACAAACAACAUGGACGAGAAAGAAUAACCAAAGAAAGAUGGAGUGGACGCGGCAUGGACAGCGGGUGGAAGCGCCUCCGUCCCUCCUGCAUCUAGCAGAGCACGUGGAUUGGACCGAGGCCAGAUCCUUCUACGGCUGCGGGCGAGGAAGUGCGUACGUGAGUGCGUGCUUGCGCGGGGCCGUGUCGCCUGUCCACCUGUCUUGCGGGGGAGAUCUGACACUUCUCGCAGCUCGCUAUGUGUGCUUGCUGCAGACCAGCAGCUGCAAAA
Molecule: messenger RNA, 3770 nt
Organism: Hippocampus comes (tiger tail seahorse)
Lineage: Eukaryota; Metazoa; Chordata; Actinopteri; Syngnathiformes; Syngnathidae
Product: homeobox protein Hox-C10a-like
Exons: 3
Coding region: 1808-2737 (309 amino acids)
Biological process (GO): regulation of transcription by RNA polymerase II
Cellular component (GO): nucleus
Molecular function (GO): RNA polymerase II cis-regulatory region sequence-specific DNA binding; DNA-binding transcription factor activity, RNA polymerase II-specific
Source: RefSeq, a predicted model, not a curated record